UCUAACUGAGAAGCUGAAAUCUACAUUUUCUCGCUGUGCCGGAUCCAUCGGUACCUUGUAACUGGAUUCCCCCCUUUUAUUAUUUAUCAUUAUUAUAUGCAGAUGAUUGGCGUCGCUCAUUUGCUUCUUCUCGCCGAUGCCCGAUGAGUACAAUCAGCACUACUACACCAUCCGCCAUCAGAUGCAUUACUAUUCUUAGUUGAAUGAUUCCGAUCACGUCGCCAUCAUCCCCACGCGAGGACACCAAGUCGAUCGCCUUUUCUUGUCUGCUCCCCCAUAGGCGAGUUGACUGUUGGCGCUGAAUCCUUGAUCCAGUCGGCGUCAACAGUUCUCGAUUCCUCCUUGCCCAAGUUUCCAAUUCCAGUUCUCGAGAGAAAACGUCGUGCAGUGCAGCGCAACUGGGUCGCCCUUCUCUUCGACUUCUUGAGUCGCCCUUUUCGUCCCCUUGUUGUCGGAGUCGCGCGAGGGAUUCCCCCUUCUUUUCCCCCUCCUCCUUUCUCGGGAUCAGCGAGCCUAGGCCUAGCUGAGGUGUUGGCGCCAGCCAGCAUGAAGUACAAGAAGAGCCGCGACGCCACGGGCCUCGGGUCCAACGGCGACGGCGGCUGGCAGAAAGGCGGUGGCGAUGUGCCGCCGAGCAUCCAGCUGGACAUCAUGGAGCACCGUGGCGCCGCCGCCACAACCGGGCUCGGGACCGGAGGCACCGCCGGCUCGGCGUCCUUCUUCGAGCCGUGGCGCGAGCGGACGCCGGGCAGCAGCGGAAGCGGGCGCGGCAGCUCCGGCGGAGGGGGCGACGGCCGGGAGCCGCCCGAGAAGCGGCUCACGCUGUUCGCCCUCCGGCUGGCCGUGUUGGAGAAAGCGGCGAGCGGGCUCGGGAAGCUCGACUUCGUCUGGGCCACCGUCGUGCUCCUCGGCGGCUUCGCGAGCACCCUCAGCAUCACCGACUUCUGGUGCGUCACCGUCAUCCUCGUCGGCGAGGGCGCGCGCGUCUUCGGCCGCAGCCACGAGCUGGAGUGGCAGCAGCACGCCACGCAGACCUCCACCGCCGGCGGCGCGCUGCGCUCCAGCUCCCGCUUCUUCCGCCACAUCGUGCACGCCCUCGUCGACCCGGCCGCGGCGGCCGCUGGCGGCCGCCGCAACGACGACGACGACGCGCGCGCCAGGGCCGCGCUGUUCCAGCGCCAGAUCGUCGCGUUCAUGAGGCGCCGCGCCUGGCACGCGCCGGACGUGUCGCUGCUCCCCUACACCGGCUGGGUCUUCGUCUCCAGGAAGAUCGGCAGGCUGCUCAACUGGAUGCAGGUGCUCUCCGCCCUGGCCUGCGUCGUGCUCUCGGUGAUGCGUCUCUGGAAGCAGGACUUCGGCGGCCGCGACAGCCGCAACAUGAGGCCGGCGCUCCUGCUCUUCUACACCCUGGCGCUCGUGGAGGCGUCGCUCUUCCUGUUCGAGAAGGCGUACUGGACGUGGAAGGUCUCCGUCUGCAAGCUGCUCCACCAGGUGAGCGCCGAGUGCGAGCUGGGCCCGUACGGGCUCGUCUCCCUCAAGCGCUUCUUCUACGACGCCUACUCGCGGUGCAUCGCCGGGAGCAUCUUCGACGGCAUCAAGAUGGACCUCGUCACCUUCGCCGAGGACCUCAUCCUCUCGGACUUCCUCGACGAGCAGAUCAUCGGCGUGCGCAUCCUGCAGCAGUUCGCCAACAGCGAGCGCUCCGCGAGCGACACGCUGCGCAAGGUCGGCACCACCCCGAGGUCCAUCGACCGGCUCGUCGAGAUGCUCAACUGGAAGCGUACCGAAGAGGAUGAGGUGCGACUGUGCGCCGCCGAGAUCGUGUCCAAGCUCGCCAGCAAGCGUCAGAACGCGCUCCGCGUGUCCGGCAUCCCUGGGGCCAUCGAGUCCGUCACGUCCCUGCUCUACACCGCCACGAGUCCACCCGUGUCCGGAACGCACCCGCAGCUGCCCGGUGCUCCCGCCGAGCACGGAGCCUCACCGCCGGCGGCGAGCCGCGGCUACGACCACCUGCAGUUCAACUUGCUGGGCCUGCUCAUCCUCAAAAGGCUCGCCAGGGACCACGACAACUGCGGCAAGAUCGGUAACGCGCGAGGCCUGCUCGCCAAGGUCAUCAACUUCACGCAGGCGUCGCGGGCUCUCCUCCAGAACCCGCACGUCACCGACUCGCAGGUGCGCGCCAUGAAGCGCGCGCUCAAGGUGGUCAAGAUGCUCGUGUCCACGACGGGUAGCACCGGGAAGGCGCUCCGGGAGAGCGUCGCGGAGAACGUCUUCACGGUGAGCAACCUGCGCGGCAUACUGCGGUACGGGCAGCAGCACAGGGAGCUGCAGAAGCUUGCCACGGACGUGCUCACUGGGCUGGCCAUGCACGACAGCGGCAAGGAGGCCAUCGUGGCCACGGGAGGCGUCGUCAAGCUGCUGCUUUCGAUAUUCUUCAAUGUCCAAGACACGGAACUCGGUCGCGAGGCCGGCGAAGCGCUGGCGAUGCUGGCUCUGGAGAGCGAGGCCGGAUGCGCGGCGAUACUCAGGCAGACCGACGUGCUGGACCAGCUCGUGUCGGCAUUGCAGGACGGCGACGCACGGCGGCGCCUCAACGCGGCGAGGGUCCUGCGGAACCUGUGCGCGUACUCGGGGCAACAGCAGAGGGAGCGGCUGCGCGUGGUGACCAAGGCCUUGCCGGCGGUGCUGAACGCCACCAAGGUGGACAAAGACAGAAUACUCGAGGUGUCCGUCGGCCUGUCGACGGAGAUCUGCCAGUUCAUCGACGGCGAGCAGUUUGCCGCCGAGCUGCGCGGCGCCGGCGUGGCGGACGAACGCGCAUACGUGGAGCUGCUGGCGAGCAUCCUGAAGCAGUACAGGUAUCCGGACAUCAGGGUCCCACGAAUGCGACGGUUCGUGGUGCAGCAAGUCAUCUGGCUGAUGACGAGUUCGGGCGGAGGCGGUGACCACAGCGGCGGGUACGUUCAGCUCCUCAGGGAGGUGGGCAUGAAGCGGCUGCUAGAGUCCAUCGCUGACACCACGUCGGAGCUGGAGUGCUACCACGUUUUCUCAGGAAGCGUCGGCAUCAGCAAGCACCGUGAGAGCUUCUCCGCCAUCGUGGACUCCGCGCUGGAGCUGAUCGCCGGCAGCGGUGAUGGAGCCCGAGCUGAAGACUGAAAGGUUGCAUGGAAUUAUGAAAAUACAUAAAAGGGCAGCUGAAGUCUGCACUCUGCACUCGUGUAGAAUGUAAAAAGAAUGUAAAGAAGUAUGAAAAUUACAAGGGACACCGUGUAGAAUUUAAAGUUUUGUACAGAGAGAGAGAGACUUGCAUGCCAUGCCAAACGAGGAUGGUUUCAUCAAGUAGAGAAUAUAUAAUAGUUCCAAGCCCAACUCGGAGGAAUUCGUUCAAUUUGUGCAAAUUUCAUAAGGGAGUUGUUA
This is a messenger RNA of Zea mays, 3417 nucleotides long. RefSeq lists its product as uncharacterized. The coding region runs from base 547 to 3156 and encodes 869 amino acids. Gene Ontology annotation, molecular function: protein binding. NCBI's taxonomy places the organism in Eukaryota, Viridiplantae, Streptophyta, Magnoliopsida, Poales, Poaceae. The record is from RefSeq and is a predicted model, not a curated record. The transcript has a single exon.